This is a messenger RNA of Callorhinus ursinus (northern fur seal), 1178 nucleotides long. It is a transcript of the gene DEPP1, whose product is annotated as DEPP autophagy regulator 1. Gene Ontology annotation, cellular component: mitochondrion. Lineage: Eukaryota; Metazoa; Chordata; Mammalia; Carnivora; Otariidae. Gene Ontology annotation, biological process: regulation of autophagy. The record is from RefSeq and is a predicted model, not a curated record.
UGGGCCCUCUGAUUCUGAGUCCCAGUGAACACGUCCCUCCUCACUGGAGGCCCCUGCCUCUCCCCGGGCUGAGCUGGCAGGAGCGGGGGCAGCCCCUCCCCUGCCCCGGAGGGUAAACAACCCUGGAGCCUCCCACGGCUCCAGCUGGCUCCGGGCUGGCGGCCGGCCCAAGCCCGCCCGCCACGUUGUUUUCCCUCCGAGAGCCUUCCUGGGCACUGCUAUUUUUGGCCCGCGUGACAGUGACUGAUGGCGGGCGGGGAAGUAUAAAAGCAGCUGCCGGGCCUCGGGGUCCACCAGACAGCUCGGGGAGGCUUGCAUGCCGGGCAGCAGCCCCACCGUCACGCUCCCCGUCCAUCUCCUGGCCACGCCAACGCUGGACGCGGGGCUCUGACUGCGGGGCCCCCAACUCUUGGCCCCGAACUCCCUGGGCCUUCCCAAGGACUGUCCUUGCUCACCCGGCAGCCCUGUGAUGCCUGGGUUCCCUCAGCUACAGGUCUCCGCCCCGCCUCGCCGACGGCCAUGAGGUCCCGGCUACUGCUUCCCGUGGCCCACCUGCCCACAAUUCAGGAGACCCUGGAGGAGAUGCUGCCCGGGGGGCCCGGGCAGGAGCCCCCGGCCUCCCCCAGCCUGGAUGACUACGUGAAGUCCAUUUGUCAGCUGGCACAUCCCACCUCAGUGCUGGAUGUGGCCACAGCCAGGGCCCAGCCCAGCAGAAGCCCCCGGCCAGCCCGGACCUUCCAGAAGAGCUGCCCUACUGAGUCCCUACGGGACAUUACUACCUGCUUCAGUGGUCAGCAACGGGCACCACCUGGGGACGGCACUACCGACCCCCUGGACUGGCUCUUCGGGGAGUCCCAGGAAAAGCGGCCGAGUAGGAGGGACCCGCCAAGGAGGACUGGCUUCUCUGCUGACUCCUGGGGUCUACACAGACAGAUGGACAGUGGCAAGGCCCGAGGGACCCCCAGAGGGAGACUCUGGGAUGCCAGGGUGCAAGGGCACUCUCUGGUGAGACCCUCAAGGGACUGGCACCAGGGCUCCGGGGCUUCCAGGCAACUCGGUGGGGCCGCGGCCUCCCCCCCAGCUCCCCGCCCCAGCAGCAUCCUCAGAACUCUCUAUUUGCACCUCCCAGUGAUCCAUGAACUCUAACCCCUCCCCAAUAAAGCCUUCUGUACAGAGUA